Piliocolobus tephrosceles (Ugandan red Colobus) is the source of this 579-nucleotide messenger RNA. RefSeq names its product chromosome 10 C12orf54 homolog (gene LYLDT1). Bases 1 to 579 code for a protein of 192 amino acids. The record is from RefSeq and is a predicted model, not a curated record. The transcript has 7 exons. Lineage: Eukaryota; Metazoa; Chordata; Mammalia; Primates; Cercopithecidae.
AUGGUUAACUGGACCUCAAGCCUGAGAGCCAGCAAGGAAUUGAGAAGCCUGAGUCUGCAGGAAUUUGGAAAUCUGCUCUAUCUAAGAGGAUAUGAGAGGCAGGACCCUGGCUAUCCUUCCUGGAUUUUUAGUACAAAAACUUCAAGAAUUCCUGCUUGGGGUGAUAGAAUAGAGUUAGGAGAAGCCUUUAGCCCACGUUCUAUGCUCCUCAUCAGGUUUAUAUCAUUCUUUCUUUGUAGCACAUCUAUAGAAGGGACAAUGAGAUCACAGGAAAGACAGGUAACCAUCACUGAAACCCUGUGGGACCAGGUGCUGACAGUUUUUAAGGAUAUACAAAAGGAGCUGCAGGAAGAUGCUCAGAUUCGAGAUAAAAGAGCACCAUUCCAAGGGAUGAGCAACUGCUCCGUGACACCCAUGACAUCAGCACCCAGGACUGGAAGCGUAAGGCCUCCAGAUUCCUCCAUGACCCCAAAGUUGAGAAGAUUGCAGUUCAACUCUGGAGAGAAGCCAUCAGGAGGCUGUGUCCUCAACCUGAAGACACAGCUCUUCAGUCAAUCACCUUACUACCCUGGACCCUAA